Molecule: messenger RNA, 2737 nt
Organism: Triplophysa dalaica
Lineage: Eukaryota; Metazoa; Chordata; Actinopteri; Cypriniformes; Nemacheilidae
Exons: 3
Coding region: 40-2019 (659 amino acids)
Biological process (GO): DNA integration
Molecular function (GO): nucleic acid binding
Source: RefSeq, a predicted model, not a curated record
GUUGUUUCGAAGUCUGGAGAAGUCCAGUGUGCUCUUGUUAUGGCAAAGGCAAGGGUUGCACCGACAAAGUUAACAACGAUCCCAAGACUGGAACUCUCAGCUGCAGUCGUGGCCACAAGGUCGAGUGACCUGCUAAGGAGAGAAAUGGAGAUGGAAAAUCUACAGGAAUACUUUUGGACCGAUUCCAAGGUCGUCCUUGGUUACAUUAACAAUAAUGAAAGGCGAUUUCAUGUAUUCGUAGCCAAUCGGAUCCAGCAGAUCAAAUCGAGCACAGAACCAAGUCAAUGGCGAUAUGUUUGCUCAGAAAAUAACCCGGCUGACCAUGCCUCUCGCGGACUCAUGGCAAAGGAGCUUGUAGAGUCUAACUGGUUUACGGGACCUCGUUUCUUGUGGCAAAAGGACCUCCCUAAGGAGGAAGAGUUUAAGGUGAGAGAACUCAAUGAGGAUGACCCAGAAAUCAAAAGAGCACAAGUUCACACAACUGAAGCAAAUGAGGAAAAGUCCCUAUUAGACCGACUUCAGAAGUUUUCGGACUGGAAAAGAGUCGUAAGAGCCAUAGCAAGACUUAAGCGUCUUGCAAAGGAGGUGAAAGGUCUAAAAACAAGAUCCAAUGAAGUUACGACACUUGAAGAAAGAAUGGAGGCUGAACAAUUCAUAAUCCAUGCAGUUCAAGAAGAAGCGUUCAGUGAUGAAAUCAAGGCUCUUAAACAAAAGAAAGAGGUACAAAGGAACAAGUCAACCAAACUGCACAAGUUGAACCCUUUCAAGGACAGUCAAGAUAUCCUGAGGGUGGGAGGUAGAUUGACACAAGCAACACUCCAUCCUCAUGUCAAACACCCAGCUAUCCUCCCCAAAGGACAUCAUGUGUCUCGAUUGUUGAUAAAGCACUAUCAUGAGAAGGUGAAGCAUCAGGGUCGUGGAAUGACCAUCAAUGAAUUACGCUCCGGUGGGAUUUGGAUCAUGGGGUGUAGUAGUGAAGUUUCAUCACUCAUUUUCAAGUGCAUCAAAUGCAGAAAAUACAGAAAAUGUAAUCAAGAACAAAAAAUGGCCGACCUUCCCCCAGAGAGAAUGGAAGCUACCCCUCCAUUUACCUAUAGUGGUAUGGACUGUUUCGGACCAUUUUAUUGUAAAGAUGGAAGGAAAGAACUAAAGAGGUAUGGGCUUCUAUUCACCUGCAUGUGUUCACGUGCCAUCCACAUUGAGGUAUUGGAUGACCUUUCCACUGAUGCUUUCCUAAACGCGUUGCGCUGUUUUAUUGCUAUAAGAGGCAAUGUAAGUCAACUACGAAGUGACCAAGGCACAAACUUUGUGGGGGCACGCAAUGAAUUCCAAGAAUUAAUGAAAGGAAUGGAUCAAGAACGUGUGAAAGAGUUGGGAUGCAACUUCUUCAUGAACACACCUGCUUCCAGUCACAUGGGUGGGGUCUGGGAGAGGCAGAUUCGGACUGUGAGAAAUGUUCUCACAGCCAUUCUAGACCAGUCUUCUGGAAGAUUAGACAGCUCUUCAUUAAGAACAUUCCUGUAUGAAGUGAUGGCUAUAGUGAACAGUCGACCAUUGACCACGGAACAUCUUAAUGAUCCUUUAGGUCCUGAACCCCUAACUCCAAACCAUAUAUUGACAAUGAAGUCGUCAAUAAUCGCACCACCACCUGGUGAGUUUGUAAGGGAAGAUCUCUAUCUUCAGAAAAGAUGGAAGAGAGUUCAGUUCUUGUCUAAUGAAUUUUGGACCAGAUGGAGAAAGGAGUAUUUGCUGAAUCUGCAGCAGAGGAGCAAAUGGAACAAGGACAGGAGAAAUGCUAAAGUGAAUGACAUUGUCCUGUUGCAAGAUGAUGACGCACCAAGAAAUAAGUGGAAGCUGGCGAAGGUAGUUGAAGUCUUCCAAGGAUCUGACGGAAGAGUCAGAAAACUCAAACUGUUACUUAGUGACACAGCACUAGACAUUAGAGGCGCACGCUCACAUAAGCCAGUUUAUUUAGAAAGGUCAAUACACAAAACAGUACUACUGCUUGAGGCCGAAUAAGUAGCCUAGUUCUUCAUUGUUUUGUUUAUAUUUGAAUGUAUAUGCGUUUAUUUACAUCAUUGUUUUAGAAUGUUCUGUUUAGAAAGUCUAUUUUUGUGAUGUGAAUCACACAUUGUGUGAUGGUGGGAGUGUAAAUGCAGCCGGUAUUUUGAAUAUAUUUGAAAUACUCAUGUACUUUUAUUUUGACAUUCCGAAAACCGGAAGUAAGCCCCGUAACCAAAGCGCAGGGACCAAGCGCACAUGUAGCGAUUCAUGCUAGUUUAAUUCUUUAUACUCCCUGUUUCAACUGCGUAUAAGUUUAAGUAUAUUUGACUUUGAAGAUUGCUUCUGGGAAAUGACUCUGCCGUUGGUUGAGAAGCAGGCUAAAGUGAGUUUUCCUGGGAAUCAAUCCUGAGCGAGGGUCAAAGGCCGAGAAGAAGGGGACCAAACACCAGCACAUUCCUCCAAGACUGCUGAAGUUCCUGGUUGAAAUAAACAACUUCGAAAAUCCAUGGAUGCGGUGCCAGGCUUAGCCUUUUUGCUCCUGAUGGAGGGAUCCUGACUGCUCAUGCCACUGACCACAGACAUGGUGUAAUCAUCUCCACCUGCCUGCAGAAAGUUCACGUAAGAGAUGAGCGGCAGCCAGCAGUCUUCCAUCUUGAUAGAUCGAAGGAUCUGAAUUUCUACUUUUUUUGUGUUUAUUUUUCCUAAAGAUUAUGAAAUUCUGUCUUGAGAGUAU